GUCAUGCAGUUGUGUUAGAAAUCCAGCGUAAGGAAACACUCAAUUUGUCACUUGUCUGUGGAUAUUCCAUACUGCUUUUCUCCAUUUCCACAUGCUGAAACUGUGUUUCUUCAUCUCUCUGAUAUAUUGGGUGAAAUCAGAUGAGGAGCAAAAAUGUCCUGAAUUUACAGAUCUUAAUAUAGGCAAUGCUUUGUCUGGAACAGAACUCCGAGUGCAGCUACUCCUAUACACCAAGGAAAAUCCAAAUUGUUCUGAGAGACUCAUUGAGCACAAUCUUACCUCAUCUGAGUACUUCAAUACAGCCAAGAGAAUUGUCUUCGUUAUUCAUGGCUUCAGACCAACGGGGUCUCCUCCAGCAUGGCUGGGUGACAUGAGGGAUCUUUUACUGUCUUCAGAGGAUAUUAAUCUCAUUAUAGUUGACUGGAAUCGUGGUGCUACAACUGUGAAUUACAUGGCUGCUGUUGAAAACUGCAGAAAAGUUGCAGAAAUACUGAAGAACUAUAUUGAUCAGAUGCUGGAGCAUGGAGCUUCUCUUGACUCUGUGUAUAUGAUUGGAGUUAGUCUUGGGGCUCAUGUAGCUGGUUUUGUUGGCCAGAGGUAUAAUGGCAAACUUGGAAGAAUUACAGGUCUUGAUCCAGCGGGCCCUUCAUUCACGCACGAGCCACCAGAUGGGAGACUGGAUCGUUCUGAUGCACAGUUUGUUGAUGUAAUUCAUUCAGAUACUGAUGCACUAGGUUUCAAGAAACCUUUAGGAACCAUUGACUUCUAUCCGAAUGGAGGAACAGAUCAGCCUGGUUGUCCAAACACAGUUUUCAGUGGAAUUCAGUUUUUUAAGUGUGACCAUCAAAGAGCUGUUUUCCUCUUCUUAUCAUCUUUGAAAAGAAAGUGUGACAUAAUAACAUAUCCUUGUGAGUCUUACUUGGAUUAUAAGAGAGGAAAAUGUGUUGAUUGUGAUGCUUUCCAGCCGAUGUCCUGUCCAGUACUGGGUUAUCAUGUUGAUAGAUGGAAAAAAUGGUUAAUGGCAAAAAAUUCACCAACGAGAGCUUAUUUUGAUACCUCGGACCAAGACCCAUUCUGCAUGUACAACUACUUACUGGACAUUACUACCUGGAAUAAAAGCAACAGGAGAGGUUUCAUUAAAGUUAAAAUAACAGACCAUGCUGGAAACACAGUAGAAUCAGAGAUGAAUAGUGAAGCUUCAACAUUUCAGCAAUACAAGAGAGUCAAAAUACUAACUGGAUUUUACCAAGACAUUGAAAAAAUAUCAAAAAUUUCCUUGACCUUUUCUACGAAGACUUUAAUAGGCCCAAAACACAAGCUUAGGAUUCUCCAGAUGACCCUGAAAUCUCUUAAUAAUCCAGAAAGGUUGCAGCUGUGCAGAUACGAUUUUGUACUGAUGGAGAACACUGAACUGACCUUCAAACCUAUCCCUUGCUCUGAGAAGGGUACAUGAAGAGAGAGCAACUACUAACCUAAUUUCUCUUACAACAGUGACAUUUUGAUGCUUCCUCAGGAUAACGACUGCAAUGAGAAAGGAAAUGAGAUAAGCUAGAUUUAUUUUCAAGUCUACCUGGUAACAUGCAUUACCUGCUUUGAGUGCCUUAGGCUGAAAUUAAUUGAAAAGUUCAGACAUGUAUAUGUGUGGGAAAUUAUUUGAAUAAAGUAAAUGCAUCAUG
Myiozetetes cayanensis is the source of this 1676-nucleotide messenger RNA. It is a transcript of the gene LIPI, whose product is annotated as lipase I. Lineage: Eukaryota; Metazoa; Chordata; Aves; Passeriformes; Tyrannidae. Gene Ontology annotation, biological process: lipid metabolic process. Bases 92 to 1453 code for a protein of 453 amino acids. The transcript has 10 exons. The record is from RefSeq and is a predicted model, not a curated record. Gene Ontology annotation, molecular function: carboxylic ester hydrolase activity; lipase activity.